GGCCCACGGCUCCCGGCCCCAGUGGCCCAGCAUGCCGCGGGGCCCCGAGGUCCCGGUGCAGGUGUGGGUGGACGGUCAGCUAUUCCAGGCCGAGCAGGGCCUGCUGGUGGAGCACUGCGGCUUCUUCCGCGGCCUCUUCCGCUCCGGCAUGCGGGAGGCGCGCGCUGCCGAGGUGCGUCUAGGGGCGCUGAGCGCCGACGGUUUCCGCACGGCCCUGCAGGUGCUGCGCGGGCAGCGGCCGGCGCUGGCAGCCGAGGACGACCUGCUGCAGGCGGUGGAGUGCGCCGCCUUCCUGCAGGCGCCGGCGCUUGCGCGCUUUUUGGAGCACAGCCUCACGUCCGACAACUGCGCUCUGCUGUGCGACGCGGCCGCCGUCUUCGGCCUGCGCGACGUGUUCCACAGCGCCGCGCUCCUCAUCCGCGACAGCACCUGCGAGCUGGCGGCCGGGCUGGCACUGCCUGAAGCCCGCGCCUACGUGGCCACCCUGCGGCCUAGCUACUACGUGGCGCUGAGCACGCACACGCCCGCGCCCGGCUUCCUGGAGGACAAGUCGCGCACCAUGUGCUACCUGGACGAAGAGGAGGACGCGUGGCGUACGCUGGCCGCGCUGCCCCUGGAGGCCAGCACGAUGCUGGCGGGCGUGGCCACGCUGGGCAACAAGCUGUACAUCGUGGGUGGCGUGCGGGGCGCCAGCAAGGAGGUGGUGGAGCUCGGCUUCUGCUACGACCCUGACCGCGGCACCUGGAACGAAUUCCCCAGCCCUCAUCAGCCGCGUUACGACCUGGCGCUGGCCGGCUUCGAUGGCUGCCUCUAUGCCAUCGGGGGAGAGUUCCAGAGGACACCCGUUAGUUCCGUGGAACGUUAUGAUCCAGCCACCGGCUGCUGGAGCUUUGUAGCCGACCUGCCACAGCCUGCCGCGGGUGUUCCCUGUGCCCAGGCGCGCGGCCGCCUUUUUGUGUGCCUGUGGCGGCCUGCGGACACCACGACCAUCGUGGAGUAUGUGGCACGGACUGACGCAUGGCAACCGGUGGCCCAGCUGCGGCGUCCACAGAGCUACGGCCACUGCAUGGUGGCCCAUCGCGACAGCCUGUACGUGGUGCGCAACGGACCUUCCGACGACUUCCUGCACUGCGCCAUCGACUGUCUCAAUUUGGUCACCGGACAGUGGACAGCACUUCCAGGCCAGUUUGUCAACAGCAAGGGAGCGCUCUUCACAGCUGUGGUGCGCGGUGACACGGUCUACACGGUCAACCGCCUGUCUACGCUGCUCUAUGCCAUCGAAGAAGGCACCUGGCGGCUGCUCAGAGAGAAGAUUGGCUUUCCCCGGCCCGGAUCCCUGCAAACCUUCCUGCUGAGGCUGCCCCCUGGCGCACCUGGACCUGUGGCCUUGCCUUUGCCAGAGCUGUGAUCUCAGAGUGGCUGUAGAGGAGGCACCCAGAAUUGUCCCUGAGCAGAGGCGGAGUGUGAAGCUGGCCCGGGGGACCUCUGAGAACUUCUGACCUAUGGAGACCAUCGGUUCUUGGUCUAGUGAUGCAAACCAAGGUUCUCAGGGAGUACCAAGGAUGCUGGGGUUGGAGUCCUCAGAUCGCUUGGCCCCUGCCAAGAGCUGGUGGGUCACACAGUGUUAGCAGGAGGGGUAGUGGCUUAGGAUUUGAGUAACCCAUGCUUGUACAUGACUGGGCCACUAAUCAAGCAUGGCUGGACAUGGAUUAGGUGAUAGUAACCAAACCGCCGAUCAGUGGGCAAGAACUAGGUGCCUAACCUGUGCCCAGUACAGUACUAGGAGAGGUGUGGUCACUGGCCAGGGGCCACAGAGCUUGAGAUCAACCUCCGGACAGCUCAGUCCCAACCAGACAAUUUUAGGACAAAAGUUUUACACAUAUUUGUCUCCCUCCAUAAAGGAUUGAAAACAACAUGCU
Octodon degus (degu) is the source of this 1919-nucleotide messenger RNA. RefSeq names its product kelch repeat and BTB domain containing 13 (gene Kbtbd13). The coding region runs from base 32 to 1408 and encodes 458 amino acids. The record is from RefSeq and is a predicted model, not a curated record. The transcript is spliced from 2 exons. Gene Ontology annotation, molecular function: protein binding. NCBI's taxonomy places the organism in Eukaryota, Metazoa, Chordata, Mammalia, Rodentia, Octodontidae.